Phoenix dactylifera (date palm) is the source of this 3604-nucleotide messenger RNA. Lineage: Eukaryota; Viridiplantae; Streptophyta; Magnoliopsida; Arecales; Arecaceae. The record is from RefSeq and is a predicted model, not a curated record.
GUAGCGCCUAUAUUAUAUAUACAUGCUCGGGUCCCGACACCUUCCGGUGAGAAAGCAUUCAGGCGCUUCCCAUUUCCUGAUGCGGUGCCACCUCUUCCCAGAAGAGAGAGAGAGAGAGAGAGAGAGAGAGAGAGAGUAGGAAGAGGAAGAGACACCGAAACGCAUGCGCGAGAGAUGGUGGAGAGAGGCGACGAGACGAGAAUUUGCAUUAAAGAAAGAAAGUGAAGACAAAACAGAAAGAGGAUAUAUCCUGGAUAGAUUCGAGCGUCCGGCCAGGCAGCGAAACAUCGAUCCCAUGUCGCCGGAGAAUGUGGUGGUGGUGGCGGUGAGGGCGGAGCGGGAGAUCUCCAAGACGGCUCUGGAGUGGGCCCUCACUCACGUCGUCCGCCCCGGCGAUCUCGUCACUCUCCUCGCCGUCCUGUCCGACCACGGGGCCCGCGGUGGUUGGCGGCGGAGGCUACUACCGUGGGGCUUCCCCAGGUUCGGCGGCGGCGGAGACAGUGGGAGCCGUCGCCACCGCGAGCGGUGCCAGAUCUCGGCCGCCUGUUCCCAGAUGGCGCUGCAGAUCGACGGCCGGAACGAGAUUAGCAUGAGGAUAAAGGUCGUGGGAUCGGAGUCGAGUGGAGGUGCGGGUUUCGGCGGCGGCGGCGGCGGCGGCGGUGGCGGGGGCAUGGUGGCCACGGAAUCAAAGAGUGUCGGUGCCAACUGGAUCGUGCUUGACAAGCAGCUGAAGCAGGAGAUCAAGCCCUGCAUGGAGGAGCUGCAAUGCAACAUUGUGGUGAUGGGAGGCUCAUGCGCCAAAGUGCUGCGGCUCAACCUGGGAGGAGCUUAUGAACCACUUCCUCCCUUCUCUUCUGCGUGUUCUCCAAACUGCAGCGAAAAGUUUCCAAACAGGCAACUGAAACCAAUCGCCAUACCUGAUGAUGUGAAGACUUCAUUUCAUAAGGAAACUAGAGAAGCAGGAUCAAGUACUGGAAUAGGAAGAGCUUCUUCCAUCUUUGUUGAUGAAGGAAACCAUAAUCAAAAAUUAGAAGGUGUCGGAUCGGAUGAUGCAGGUACGUCCGACUCAGACAGCGGCGGUGUAGCAAGCCCUCUAUCAUUUCAUCUUGGGAUGGACCUCCUCCAAGCUGAAGCUCGCAGAGAGUCCUCUUCUGGAUUCCGUCCGCAACGCCGUUCGCACCCAGCAACAGCAUCUUCUGCGACUGCACAUAACCGCGGGGUCUGUUGGAUUCCUCAGAAUCACGUUGCAGCGGAAGAGGCAUUUAUCCAGAGCCGCAAGACCCACAAAACCAGACCUCCUCCUCCCUCCGCUAAAACCUUGCAAGAAAUGUUUGCCGAGUCAAAUCGAGGAGGCUAUGCCAUCGGAAAGGCCGGACUUCACCCGGACCUCGCAGCAGAGGACUGCUAUAGCACCUAUGGCUCCGAUGUGAGGGAGGCGGUCUCCCUGUUUGGAAGCUGCCCAUCCAUACCCCCUCCUCUAUGUUCGCUGUGCCGACACAAGGCUCCAGUCUUCGGAAAGCCUCCAAGACGGUUCGCGUACCGGGAACUCGAGAUGGCUACCGAUGGGUUCUCGAAUGAGAAUUUCGUGGCAGAAGGUGCGAUCGGAUGCGUCCACAGAGGGGUUCUGGAAGAUGGGCGAGUGGUGGCAGUGAAGCGGCUCAAGCCGGCGGGUGGUAGCGAUGUCAGAGGGGAGGAUGAGUUCUGCGAGGAGGUUGAGGUGCUGAGCCGGGCACAGCACAGGAACGUGGUGAUGCUGGUUGGGUUCUGCGUGGAAGGGAAGAGGAGGGUGCUGGUGUAUGAGUACAUCUGCAAUGGUUCCUUGGACCGCCAUCUAUAUGGGAGAAGAAAAGCACCACUAGAUUGGCACGCAAGGAUUAAGAUCGCGGUGGGGGUGGCGAGAGGAUUACGGUACCUCCAUGAGGAUUGCAGGGUAGGGUUUGUGGUCCACAAAGACAUGCGCCCCAACAACAUCCUUCUCACCCAUGAUUACGAGCCAUUGGUUGGGGACUUCAGCCGCUCGAGAUGGCAAACGGAGUUAUCGCCCCUCGCCGAUGCUAAUGUGGCCGAAACUUUCGGGUAUCUGGCACCGGAAUACAUCGAGCAUGGAGUCGCGACGGAGAAGGCGGAUGUGUAUGCCUACGGUGUGGUCCUGCUAGAAAUGAUCACGGGCCGAAGAGCCCUGGACGCCAGCCAGCCCAAGGGCCAGCAAUUCCUGGUAGAAUGGGCUCGGCCGCUCGUGUCACGGCCAUCCGACCAGGGCGCUGUGGGCCGCUUCCUGGAUCCGCGUCUUGAUUGGGACCAAGCCCGAUUCUUCUCGCGGCAGCUGCGCUCCAUGGCUCGUGCUGCGUCGAUGUGCCUCCGCCGCGAUCCGCAAGCUAGACCUGGCAUGUCAAAGGUCCUGAGAAUUUUGGAAGGAGACGCCGUCGUCGAUCCUGGAUUUGACAUCGACUCCGUGGGCACCCGAAGUGGCCGCAUGAGCUGCUGUCCGCGGAUCCUGCAUCAAGACAACGCAAUGGCUGCGAGCCUCUCCCAGAGAUUCGCCCCGGAACCUGUCAUGCGGGCCCUUCGUGAUCAGAGAAGCUGGCCUCAUUUCCGCUGAAUUGCUCAUGUUCGGAGUCAUCCCGCUCCCAAGACGGCCCCUCUCCUAGAGAAAUUAAUCAUGUUGCAUCUGCAGACAGUGACGGUAGAGGUCACAGGAUUUGAGUGCAUAGUUUCUCGUGUUGAGAUCCAUUAAUUAGCAAGUGUAGAAAAGCUAAAGAAAUCUUGUGGCAGGAUCUCAAGAACUUUAAUUUAAGCGGGCAUUAUUCCCUUCCAUUUUUAGCUUGCCUUGAUAUCAUGAAGCCAUUGAGGUCAUCUGUAGAGUAUAACCGCAUGCCAUUGAUAUUGGAGAUAAGCUGAUCACGGAGAACUCCAAAGAUUCCUGUCAUGCAUAGUAACAGCAGAGAAGGUCAGAUUUUGUUGCAUCUAGACAAGGGCUCAUAUCUUCACAUAGCAAUCAGCAAGGUGGCAAUGAGGUUUCCCGUAAGAUGGCAUGGAUGAGGUUGUGGUUGCUUCAAGAGUCGCGCAAGGCCCAUGCAAUCGUAACAAGAAAUGAAGGAGAUGGACAAAUGAGAGAAGACGCUAGCUGUGGUUUCUUCCCAUGGACGUAAGGAAGAAAAGGAAGCACAAAUUAGUAUUUGUACUCGAGGAACUCGGUGAAGCCAGUGCAAUAUAUAGAUACAGAGAAAAAGGCUUGUGUGAGGUGGAUUUUGGAUUAUUGGCCAAGUAACUCAUGAUAUGUGUGUAUCUUGCGGAAAUUGACCAGUUGGGAUGUAGCCAUUGAUGGAAAAUAAACAAGAUUAUUAGCUGCAACAUAUCAUCGAGAUUCUUAUCAAACUUUUUAAUGGGGAACAGAUAAUUUCCUAUCAAAGUGCAUGUAUGCACAUCAGCCGGUCCAUUCACACACAAGGGAUGUCGGGUGUGCAGAUGAAUAAAUAUGUGAUUUCUAAUUUCUUUCAGAAUGAUUUACAGAAAGCAUCGAUACAGUGAUUAAACUCAACAAAAGGUCUUCUUCUUAGUAUUGAUUCUUUUUGAGGGCCCCCAAGUUUGGCUUUUGGUUUGGGUU